AUGUCCCAUCUCACUCAAAUUUUAGAACAAUUCAACUUCCGUGAAUACGAUUAUGAUGCCCACAAGGAUGAACCCAUCGAAUGGAGACUUGUGGUCAAGGAAGGAAGACAACGUUGGAUUCCCUUCCCACAAUCCAUUCUCAAACAAUUCAAUGCUCCACAAUCAUUGAUUGAUAUACAUUUAUUGAACAAACCAUCCAAUUUUGAAUUACCCAAUACCUAUGUGAAUGACAUUCCAUUGAAUUUGGAUGUGAGUCAUAGUGGUAGUACCAAUAGUAAUAGUAAUAAUAAUAAUAGUAGUAGUAGUAGUAGCAACAGUAAUAGCAGUGACGACGACAGUACUGUGAAUAAUGACACUACCUCUCCACUGGACUAUGUCUUUAACAAGACCAACAAUUAUCAAAGCAAUCUCAGUGAAUCCAUGGUCAAUGAAAGACUCUUGAAAGCCAUUGAUUUUUAUGGAAGUGUUCAAACCGAUGAUGGACACUGGGCAGGUGAUUAUGGUGGACCCAUGUUUCUUCUACCAGGUAUUGUGAUUGUCAUGUACAUUUGUGGAGAGAAAUUACCACGUCCAUUUCGAUAUGAAAUGAUUCGAUACAUUCAAAGUAAGCAAAACAAGGAUGGUGGUUAUGGACUCCAUAUUGAGGGUCAUUCGACCAUAUUUGGAACUGUGCUCAAUUAUGUCGCUUUGAGAUUAUUGGGAGUCUCGAGUAGUCACCAAUUCAUGAAACAAACUUUGGAAUUUCUUUCAAAGGAACCAGCCAAUGGUACUUUGGGAUGUCCUCAAUGGGCUAAACUCUAUCUUUGUGUAUUAGGUCUCAUGCAUUGGGAUUGUAUUGAUCCAAUUCCACCUGAAUUGUGGUUACUUCCAGAUUGGUUUCCAUACAUUCAACCUGGUAAAUGGUGGUGUCAUUGUCGUGUCGUGUAUUUACCAAUGGCUUAUUUGUAUGGUCUUGGAAAAGUAUAUGAUAGGGCAGAAAGUGAUACUUUGAUUCAAGAAUUGAGAAAUGAACUCUACAUGAAUGUGAGUGGUAUUGAAUAUUCCAAACAACCAUGGUCUAAAUUUAGAUCCUAUGUCAAUCCACGUGAUAACUAUCAUCCAUUUACUCAACUCUAUGCAUCCAUGAUUCAUGUGUUUGUAGCCUAUGAAAAGUAUUUCAAAAUUGGAUAUUUUAGAAAGAGAGCACUUGACACGUGUAUUGACCAUAUCAAGUAUGAAGAUUCAGUGACUAACCAUAUUUGUAUUGGUCCUGUUAAUAAGGUAUUGAAUAUGUUGAGUGUCUAUUUCCACGAAGGAUCACAAACAGAGCAUUUUCAGGCUCAUUUAGAUCGAGUCUAUGAUUAUUUAUGGUUAUCUGAUGAUGGUAUGAAAUAUCAAGGCUAUAAUGGAUCUCAAUUGUGGGAUACUGCAUUUGCCACACAAGCCAUUGCUGAAUAUUACAAGAGAUUUAAAACAAGCAAUGGAUCCAUUAAUAUUCAACCCUUAUUGGAUCGACCUUCUCAUUUACAAACACUUUUGAAGGCUUAUAAUUUUAUUAAUUUUACUCAAGUCAAGGAAGAUGUUCCAAAUCGAAUGGCUUAUUAUCGACAACAAUCGAAGGGUGGAUGGCCAUUCAGUACCAAAGAUCACGGUUGGCCCAUUUCAGAUUGUACUGCAGAAGGCAUCAAGUCUGUUUUGAGUAUUCAUGACUUGUUUGGAUUGAAAGAAGAAGAUUCUAACCACCAACGACGUCCUUGUCUCGUCGUAGAUUUAUUGACGCCCAUUUCCUCAAAAUGGACUCAAAAUCCAUUGAGUGGAUUGAUUCAUGGAGGUGGUGAUGAAGGUGGUGAGAAGGAGGAUGAACAAUAUCUUCUUCUCGAUGAAGAACGUCUCACCUAUGCUGUUCGUGUCAUUUUGAGCAUGUUCAAUGAAGGUACAAAUGGUGGAUGGGCCACUUAUGAACUCUCUCGUACACAUUCAUGGAUUGAAAUUAUUAACCCAGCAGCCUUGUAUGGUGAAAUUAUGAUUGAUUAUCCUCAUACUGAAUGCACCAGUGCAUGCAUCACUGCACUCUUACAAUUUAAAAAGUUUUAUCCAAACUCGCCCUACAUUCCUCUCAUUGAUGAUAGUAUCAAACAUGCCAUUUCUGUCAUUGAAUCUAAACAAACACCUGAAGGUGGAUGGUAUGGUGGAUGGGCAGUGUGUUUCUGUUAUGGAACAUGGUUUGCAAUUACUGCUUUGAAUGCUAUCGAUCCAGUGAAUAAUGUCUAUUCAAAGAAUGAAAUUGUGAGAAAGGGACUUGAUUUUAUUGUUUCUAAACAACAAGAACAAGAUGGAGGAUGGGGUGAAUCGUACUUGUCUUGUGUCACUCACAAAUAUUCUCAAUCGGAAACAUCACGAGUCAUCAAUACGGCUUGGGCCUUAUUGAGUUUGAUGACUGGUGAUUAUCCUAAUUUGAAGGUGAUUGAAAUGGGUAUUUACUUUUUAUUAAGAAAACAAUUACCGAAUGGAGAUUUUCCUCAAGAGAGUAUUAGUGGAGUCUUUAAUCAUAAUUGUAUGAUUACUUAUACCAAUUAUCGAAACAUUUUCCCAAUAUGGGCUUUGAGUAUGUAUAUGAGAAAAUAUCAUCCAGUAGUAGUGAAAGAGCAGUAA
Messenger RNA from Naegleria fowleri, 2631 nucleotides. RefSeq lists its product as uncharacterized. Gene Ontology annotation, biological process: triterpenoid biosynthetic process. NCBI's taxonomy places the organism in Eukaryota, Heterolobosea, Eutetramitea, Acrasida, Naegleriidae. Gene Ontology annotation, molecular function: intramolecular transferase activity. The transcript has a single exon. The record is from RefSeq and is a predicted model, not a curated record. The coding region runs from base 1 to 2631 and encodes 876 amino acids. Gene Ontology annotation, cellular component: lipid droplet.